AUUGAUGAAAGGAGUUGAGUGUUCGUCGUAUUCGCAUUCUCCUUUGAAAACGCACGUGCAUUCAUACAUUCAGCGCGUGUUGUGAACGCGAGUGGAUAUAUUGGUGUCGUGUUGUUUUGGGGACUUAACCUGACUUACCGACAGAUUCAAGAAUGAAUUGGUUUGUCAUCUAUCUUAGUCUUCUCACGUGUUGUGUUGUCGGCUUAGAGAUUCCUAAAGGCUACGUGUUAGACAUAAAGCCGACAUGUUCGAAUACAACUGGUGGUGUGACCACGAUUCAAGUUUUAACUGAUCUCGAGCUGUUUGUGGAAGCUGAAUGUGCUAAUAAAUAUGUGGCACAGUUUUCAACGAUAAACUACGUCGACUGGUCUCUAGAAGCUCGUUACACUGGAGAUAAUACAAAGGGGUGUAUUUUUGAUAAAAAACAACUUUCGAACACCUACCUAUUACGUAUAUCAGUAUCGUGGGCUGAACCAGGUAAUGUUAUGUUAACACAUGAAGUUGUACAGAUCACGUGCACAUUGGAUACCCAUGGUAUAUCCCAGUCAAAGGUAGACACCUUAAAAGAGGGAUUGUUGGGUGCAACAGAAUUACAGUCACACAUGGGCGGCCGAGCAUCAUCCUCCUUCACGCUACAACUCACUGAUAUUGACGGUAAACAGCUACCUAAAUCUAUUGCUUUGGGCCGCAAAGUUCAACUACACGCCAAAAUGUUAGUAUCCGCAGCACCAGGUGCGAAGGACGAAAAAGGACUCCGUGCAGUUAACUGUGCAGCGACUGCUGGUAACCAUACCUACAAGAUUCUUCGUGGAGGUUGCGGUGAUGGCCUUAUUCUACCUAGUAACAAGGGAUUUAAUACAAUAGGUACUACAACUACUAGCCCUGUGUUUUCAGCCUUCCGAUUGGCUAAACUUUCAGCAGUGUCAUUUCGUUGUAACUUUACUACAUGUAAAUCAAACUGUGACGGUGACUCCUGUGAAAUAGAAAAAAGACGAAGAAGAGCUUUGAUCGACCAAGAUUCACAACCGGAAGAUUUGGUCCUGUUCCCAGUUGAAUUGCAUGUUCACGUGAGGUCUGUUGGCAGUGCUGACGCUGUUGAAAUAGAUCCAUGUAAAAUACCCGGAUUAUCAAUGGAAGGCUGUAAACAAAACGAAAAACAACCAAUCAAAAAGGAUUUUCCAAUUGGAGUGACGUCAUUAAUGAUAACCAUUAUGGUACUCUUUCCCGUCAUGCUUAUUGUCGGGUUGGCGGCCUUUUUCUGUUGUACUAAGAACAAGAACUCUUACGGGAUAACAGACGACGCUAAAUCUAACCCAACAUAAAUGUACUAAAAUUAAAUUAUUAGCAUACAA
Molecule: messenger RNA, 1352 nt
Organism: Patella vulgata (common limpet)
Lineage: Eukaryota; Metazoa; Mollusca; Gastropoda; Patellidae
Product: vitelline envelope sperm lysin receptor
Exons: 10
Coding region: 153-1322 (389 amino acids)
Source: RefSeq, a predicted model, not a curated record